UGCGUCUAAGCUGAAAUAUUAAAAUUUCCGGAAUGGCAUUGCCGUGAUUUCUGUCUGUAGCCGAUAUCCGUUUCAUCGACCGGCGGCGGACAGCUCAACGGUAUGUUUCGUGCGUGAAACCCACGCUCCUCAACCAUUCGCCACCAUUACUCUCUCCGUACUCCUACUCCUCCACUGUUCCCUCUUCGUUCUCAUCUUCUCUUCAUAAUUCUCCUCCUCGACGGUGAAUAUUUGCUCUCUUGUCGGAGAUUUUUCCCUCUUCGACCGAAUACUUUGCUAGGGUUUUGGCUGAUUGUCUGAGAUAGCGAGAAGUAAUCUUCCGUCGUUGUUGCUCCAUUGUACGUGCAUCGCAUCAAGUAGAAAAUGAAGCUUCAGAAACGAUCUCUCAACGAGAAUGACGUUUCCACUAUCUUACGGAGGUACUCUCCCACAACGGUGCUGGCGUUGUUACAAGAAGUGGCACAAGUACCAGAAGCGAAAAUUGAAUGGAAGGAGUUGGUUAAAAAUACUUCGACCGGGAUUUCUAAUCCUCGGGAGUACCAGAUGCUAUGGCGGCAUUUGGCUUAUCGUCAUGCGUUGCUUGAUAAUUUAGAAGAUGAGAAAGCACCUUUGGAAGAUGACAGUGACUUAGAGUGUGAUUUGGAGCCGUUUCCAUCGGUCAGCUGCGAAACUUUAACGGAGGCUGCGGCGUGUGCGAAAGUAUUUAUCUCUUCUGGUUCUUCCAGUGACUUGAAUGUUCCAAGCAGUAGCACAAUAGAGGCUCCAUUAACUAUUAGCCUACCUAGAAGUUACCGGGACGGAGUUCAGUUUGAAAAUGUAGACCCUGCUUGCUCUAUAAAAGGCGCAAGUAUCACAGUUCCUGUUUCUGUUCAGCGACAGCCAGUCCUUACACCACCAUCUGUUGAAGGAUUGAAUGCAAAUGGAUCAACAUAUGGCAACAAUGCUUCUCGAAGGAAAAGAAAACCUUGGUCGGAGGCAGAAGACCUUGAGUUGAUGGCUGCAGUGAAGAAAUGUGGUGAAGGGAAUUGGGCAAACAUCAUACGGGGAGACUUCUUGAGCGACAGAACUGCUUCACAGCUAUCUCAGAGAUGGGCAAUUAUUAAAAAGAAGCAUGGAAAUUUGACUGUGGGAGCCAACACAGCUGGUACACAUCUAUCUGAGGUGCAGCUGGCGGCGCGUCAUGCAAUGUCCUUAGCACUCGAUAGGCAUGUUGUUGGUAGCUUGAAAGCAGCUCGAAUAAGUGGCUCAGCCAGUACAAAUAAGAUUGGUAAUGGUAGCUCCCUUGCCGUUUCUGCCACAUCGGAACAAGUACAAGAUAAAUUACAGCAAAGCCCUACACAUACAAAACCAUCUCCCAUUGGAUCGUCAAGUCUAACAGCCAAAGCUCAGGUUACCACAUCCAAGAAGAUGAUUCCAAAGUCUUCUUUUGAUUCAGACUGUAUUGUUAGAGCUGCUGCAGUUGCUGCUGGGGCUCGCAUAGCUUCACCAGCGGAUGCUGCAUCUUUACUCAAGGCCGCUCAGUCGAAGAAUGCCAUCCAUAUCACGGCCAAAAUCCCUGCUUCAACCAAAACACCCACUCCUGGCAGGGGGUCGAACCAUUUAGAAGCUCAUCCUAGUAUUAAGACAACCACCCUCUCUAACACUCUUGCGGUCAUGCCAUCUCUGUCUCGUGGUGUCCCUGUGAAGACCACGUCUCUACAAACAGCCACAUUAUCAAGUGUGCCAACAGACCAGAAUAUUGCUGUAGCCUCAGUUACAGCAGCUACUGAUCCAUUGUCAGAAAAGGAGAUCAAGACAGUGGAAGACGUUAGAGGUCGUGGUUUAGGUGGUGUACAGACCACAUUCCAAAAGAAUGAUCAUUGUCUUUCAAGAAAAUCAAUAUCUGAGAGAGUUCUAGAUGAAAAGCCAGCAGACUUAGGACCAGCUUUGAAAAGACAGACAACUGAGACUAGCAAUUGUAGUAGUAGUUCACAAAACACGCCAACAGCUGAUGGCUAUAUUAAAGUUGAAACUUGCAACCAGGUAGAAGAGAGACAAAACAGUAAUACCAGUGCGGUUCCCGUUUCCUCAGAUCAGCAAGAAAUCAUGAAUCAGUCACAGGUUGAGAGAUCUAAACCUCAGGACAUGGACAUUGACAGUGAUGGAAAGGAUACGCCAAUUACGAAAGCAGAUGGAUGUAGCGAAAAUUCAGGGCACAAGGAGGCUGUAAAUGAUAUUUUGGAAGGAAACACAGCGGUUAAGAGCUAAAUUUAUCCUACUCCAGAUGAAGGGAACGAUUUUAUUCAGAUAUCGAGCGCAGGUAUUCUCGAUGCUUUUCCUGUUCAUUAACAAGCAUAGUCGAGUAAUAACUUUCGCUUUGAAUGUGACCGCCUCCCUCUUUGCUUAAAUUGCCUGCUAUUCAUGUGAUAUUUUCAUCUACUUGCUUUAACUUGCAUCCCCCACCGUAAUCACGGAGAAGCAGCAGCCAUUUGACCUGAAGUGAAAGGAAGAACAGCAACAUAUAAUCAGAAACAUCUUCUGUACCUGUAUUUAUUUUGAUUUGUUCUUCAAAUUCCUGUUUCAUUUACGUUUCUGACUUCAAAAUUCUUCUGCCUCCUGACUGAUCCAUGUCAAGGUCUGGACUCAGGGUUCGCUGUUCAUAUACUAACAUGGAAAACUUGGUAUCGUUGCUUUGA
Molecule: messenger RNA, 2675 nt
Organism: Cucurbita pepo subsp. pepo (vegetable marrow)
Lineage: Eukaryota; Viridiplantae; Streptophyta; Magnoliopsida; Cucurbitales; Cucurbitaceae
Source: RefSeq, a predicted model, not a curated record